Messenger RNA from Nerophis lumbriciformis (worm pipefish), 3051 nucleotides. The record is from RefSeq and is a predicted model, not a curated record. Lineage: Eukaryota; Metazoa; Chordata; Actinopteri; Syngnathiformes; Syngnathidae.
AUGAGCGCACGCUUCCGCUUGCCUGCAGGCAGAUCCUACAAUGUCCGGGCGACGGAGCUGGAGCGAGACAGGCACCACACACAGGUUGUGUGCAACAUACUGCUGUUGGACAACACUGUCCAGGCAUUUAAAGUUAGCAAGUCCGAUCAUGGGCAGGUCUUGCAGGACGAUGUGUUCAAGCACUUGGAGCUGACCGAAAGAGACUACUUCGGACUGCACUUGACAGACGACUCCUCGGAUGUUCCACGCUGGCUGGAUCCCAACAAGCCCAUCAGGAAGCAGUUAAAAAGAGGUUCCCCCCACAACUUGAGCUUCAGAGUCAAAUUUUUUGUGACAGAUCCCAGUAAACUUCAGGAGGAAUAUACACGGUACCAAUAUUUUCUUCAGAUCAAACAGGACAUUCUAACUGGAAGAUUGCCCUGUCCUCACAACACAGCUGCACUCUUGGCUUCCUAUGCUGUUCAAUCUGAAUUGGGGGACUACAAUGAGACUGAGCAUCCUCUGGGCUAUCUAUCUGAGUAUUGCUUUAUCCCCAACCCACCUCAAGAUUUCCAUAAAGAGGUCGCCAAACAUCACCAGCAGCACAGUGGUCUAUCUCCUGCCCAGUCGGAGUUUAAUUAUCUGAACACAGCACGCACGCUAGAACUGUACGGGGUAGAGCUCCACUAUGCAAGAGAUCAGAGUAACACAGAGAUACUCAUUGGGGUGAUGUCUGCCGGCGUUGUAGUUUAUAAGAACAGGGUACGAAUCAACUAUUUCCCAUGGUUGAAAAUAGUGAAAAUAUCCUUCAAGUGCAAGCAGUUUUUUAUCCAGUUGAGAAGAGAGGCGACCGAGACCCGAGAGACGCUGCUCGGUUUCAACAUGGUGAACUACCGGGCCUGUAAGAACCUGUGGAAAGCCUGUGUAGAGCACCACACCUUCUUCCGGCUUGAACGACCCCUCCCGCCACAGAAGAACUUCUUCACUCAUUACUUUACCUUAGGCUCAAAGUUUCGCUACUGUGGAAGAACGGAAGUACAAUCUGUACAGUAUGGAAAGGAGAAGGGCAUCAAAGACCGAGUGUUUGCCAGAUCUCCCAGUAAGCCUCUGGCUAGGAAGCUAUUGGGGGAAACUGACUGGGAAACAGUGAGCAGGAAUAGCCUAUCAGAUGAAAGACUGGAGACCCAAAGCCUGCCAACCCGCUCGCCCCCCGGGACACCCAAUCAGAAUUCACUGUUUACACAAGAGGGUACGCGGCUACGGCCGUCGUCUGUUGGCCACCUGGUUGAUCAUGUGAUACACACGUCGCCGAGUUUGCCCGUCUUCUCCUCCAAUCACAAGUCGGCGUCCUCCACGCAGGCCAACAGUAUCAGCCUGGACUCCACCCCUUCUCCAGAAGGGGUGGACGGGCAACCUCCAGCUCUGCCCCCCAAGCAGCUGAGCAGGAAAACUUUGAGCCAGAUCAUCCAGGCUCACUCGCAGCAGAGCCUCCUGGACAACCACCUGAACGAGAUGUAUGAUGUUCCCGCCAACACUGACAAGACCACGCUAAAUGGAGUUGUUCCUCAUGAUAAUCUGGUCUUGAUCAAGAUGAGACCUGAUGAACAUGGACGUUUUGGAUUCAAUGUUAAGGGUGGAGCUGAUCAGAAAAUGCCAAUUAUAGUGUCCAGAGUUGCUCCUGGGACAUCAGCUGACUUAUGCGUGCCCCGCCUAAAUGAAGGCGACCAGGUGGUCUUAAUUAAUGGGCGGGACAUCUCGGACCACACCCAUGACCAGGUUGUCAUGUUCAUUAAGGCGAGUUGUGAAAGCCACUCUGGAGAGCUCAUCCUAUUGGUCAGGCCAAACGCUAUAUAUGACGUAGUGGAAGAGAAGGUGGACUCAGAACCAGAUUUCCAGUACAUCCCAGAAAAGUCCCCUCAGGACCCCACCCAGCUAGACCAGCAUGCUCUGAGGGACUCCAUGGUUGCGCUAAAGGACGGUCUAAGCAGCGGGGCCAUACUAGCCCAGUUUGAUCAACUUUACAGAAAGAGGCCAGGGAUGACCAUGCUUUGUGCCAAAUUACCUCAGAACGUUUCCAAAAAUCGCUACAGAGACAUCUCUCCUUACGAUGCCACGCGGGUCAUUCUAAAAAGCACAGAUGACUACAUCAAUGCAAAUUACAUUAAUAUGGAGAUUCCCGCCUCCAGUCUCAUAAACCGCUACAUAGCUUGCCAAGGUCCUUUGCCCAACACCUGCCCUGACUUCUGGCAAAUGACCUGGGAGCAAGGUUCGUCCAUGGUGGUCAUGCUCACAACGCAGGUUGAGAGGGGACGGGUGAAGUGCCACCAGUACUGGCCUAAUCCAGAGAGCAGUGCUACUUAUGGAGACUUCACUGUUACGUGCCACAACGAGGAAGGCAAUUCGGCCUUCCUGGUCAGGGAAAUGAACCUCAUGCACUCACAGAGUGAGCAGCAUAGAGAGCUGACCCAGAUCCAGUACUUGGCGUGGCCCGACCACGGCGUCCCUGAUGACUCCACUGACUUCUUGGACUUUGUGGCUUUGGUCCGGAGCAAAAGGACUGGACAGGACCAGCCAAUGGUGGUACACUGCAGUGCUGGGAUUGGUCGGACAGGUGUUCUGAUCACCAUGGAAACCGCCUUGUGUCUCAUGGAGUGCGGCCAGCCCGUGUUCCCUCUGGAAAUCGUCCGGACCAUGAGAGACCAGAGAGCCAUGAUGAUCCAGACACCCAGUCAGUACCGCUUUGUGUGCGAGGCCAUCUUGAAGGUCUACGAGGAGGGUCUGGUACAACCGCUGACACCUACGGUCUACCAGCUCCGAGAGAAGGCUGAUGGAUUGCGGGAAGAGGAGGAGAAUACAGAAACGGAAGGCAUAGCGAAAGCAGGGGAUGAGGAAGCGACUGUGGCGGAGCUGCUGGAAGGAGGUUUAGACGAGGAGGAGGAGGACGACGACGACGAAGAAGUGGAGGUGCUCGAUGUCGGGGAGGUGACGGAAGACGAAGUGGAGGAGCCCAGCAUCGCCAGCGCCACCAGCGAGACCAGCGUGAACCCUGACCCCGAUCCUGACGAUCCGUGA